AUGCCUGAGGUGGAAGCUGCGGCUAAGGACGGUGCACCCCGCAGGUUGAAGCAGUUGCUGACUAAAGUCACCAAGAAGCCGCCCAAGAAGUGGAGGAAAUCUCGCAAGCAGAGCUAUUCCGCUUAUGUGUACAGGGGGCUGACCCACGUCCACCCUUCCACCAGGAUCUCAUCCAAGGCCCUGAGUGUUAUGAAUUCCUUCAUUAUUGACAGUUUCGAACACAUCGCCUCUGAGGCCUCGCACCUCAUUCACUACAACAAGCGCCACAUCAUCAUGGCAAGGGAGAUUCAGAGCGCCGUCCGCCUCAAGCUGCCUGGGGAACUGGCCAAACACACCGUCUCCAAAGGUGCCAAAGCAGUCAACAAAUAA
Messenger RNA from Carcharodon carcharias (great white shark), 369 nucleotides. RefSeq names its product histone H2B type 1-A-like. The record is from RefSeq and is a predicted model, not a curated record. Gene Ontology annotation, molecular function: protein heterodimerization activity; structural constituent of chromatin; DNA binding. The transcript has a single exon. Gene Ontology annotation, cellular component: nucleosome. The coding region runs from base 1 to 369 and encodes 122 amino acids. Lineage: Eukaryota; Metazoa; Chordata; Chondrichthyes; Lamniformes; Lamnidae.